AUGAUUUCUCUGAUAUAUCUUGCACUGUAUUUCAUGUUAUCUAUUGUUGAAAGUAAACGUAAAAAACAAAUUUUAUUACUUGAUACUUUUCGUUACACCGAAGACAAAAUUGUGAAUACUACUGUUUAUUGUAAAUGCGAAGAUUGUUCGUGUCCUGGGCGUGCUAUACAAUAUGGGUCGGAUCCACCAAACGGAAUUAAUAUAAGAACUCUUUAUAAGAAAUCAUGUGCACUUGCAUUCAUGUCACCACAAGAAGUUGGGAAAAUAUGGACAGUAAUUAUCGCUCGAUUUCAAGAUAUUGAGCAUAUUGAGGUAUUUUACGAUUAUGUAACAAAUAGAUGGGUGGAUGAUGAUGCAUUAUUCGAUUUAUCAUUAUGGAACUAUUUUGAUUUUAAAAGUUCAAGAACAAAUAAUAGUUAA
Messenger RNA from Didymodactylos carnosus, 420 nucleotides. The record is from the annotation of a GenBank genome assembly. NCBI's taxonomy places the organism in Eukaryota, Metazoa, Rotifera, Eurotatoria, Philodinida, Philodinidae.